AAGAUGUCGCGCUCAUUUCUAGUGGACUCGUUGAUCAGUGAUAAACCAGCGCCGGUGAAAAAAACGUUCCCCUAUGCGGGACCCUUCACUCAGCUCCCCGUGACUCCACCCGGUGCCACACUGCCCUACUCCGCCUGCUAUGUUGGGAGUUAUCUGUUCUCGCUUGGAUUACAACAGCAACAGCAGCAGCAACAACACCAGCAACAUUUGCUCCAGCAUCAUCCCCAGCAGAGUCUCUUCCCGCACACGACCACCUUACCGCACACACCCACCAACCAGCCCGUCGUGCCAUUCUGGCAAUCGGACGCUAAGCUCGAACUGUCACCGAAGCUUUACCAACCGACGGAUGUCUCACCACCGAAGCUGUCCCCGAAGGAGGACUACUAUCGCAAGCUGUACCGCUGUGAAAAGACACCGGAACGAUUCACGCCCUACACCGUCACCGCCCGUCCCACCGAAACCUUAUCCAGCACCGUAACACCAACCGUUCCCUCGGCAAGUCCUUCUCCGACGCGUUCCAACGAUCUCUCGCAGACGUACGCCAUCGAUGACGAACUGUCCAGCAAGCGUAUCCGGACGGCCUUCACCAGCACACAACUGCUCGAGCUGGAGCGUGAGUUUGCCGGCAAUAUGUACCUUACCCGCUUGCGACGCAUCGAAAUCGCCACCCGUCUCCGGCUGUCCGAGAAGCAGGUCAAGAUAUGGUUCCAGAACCGCCGUGUUAAGCGCAAGAAGGGAGACACUCCGUUCGGUGCCGAGUUGACGGGAGUCUCGCCCGCACCCGGGGACCGUCAUUCUCCAAAAGAACAUCAGCACGGCCAGCAUUGCUGUUGUCGAGGAUCACAGUGUGGUGGUGCGAGUUCCGAUUGCGAGGAUUUGCCCCAGCGUACGUCAGAAGAACGGACCGUGUCUCCCGUCGGCAGCCAGGAGAAAGCGUGGGACUUUAGCAAGGCCUUCCAACAUUAG
Anopheles moucheti is the source of this 966-nucleotide messenger RNA. Its product is annotated as homeobox protein Hox-B3a-like. The transcript has a single exon. Gene Ontology annotation, biological process: regulation of transcription by RNA polymerase II. The record is from RefSeq and is a predicted model, not a curated record. Gene Ontology annotation, molecular function: RNA polymerase II cis-regulatory region sequence-specific DNA binding; DNA-binding transcription factor activity, RNA polymerase II-specific. Gene Ontology annotation, cellular component: nucleus. Lineage: Eukaryota; Metazoa; Arthropoda; Insecta; Diptera; Culicidae. The coding region runs from base 4 to 966 and encodes 320 amino acids.